AUGGCGAUACUCGACCGAUUCCGUGGGCAUUCACACGCCUCGCCUGCUUCCUCCACGAUGAUAGAUCAGGAUCCUGAGAAGAAACCGCAGAUGUUGAAAGGUGGUGUGAAGGAGAUUUUCCGCAUGCGUAUCAUUGCCAUGGCGAUCAUUGUGUCAAUGGGUGGUUUCAUCUUUGGUUACGACACCGGUCAAAUCUCUGGAUUCCUGGAAAUGCCAGACUUUCUGAACAAAUUUGCGGAUCAGACGGACCCUGAAACAGGCGGACCUGCUUUCAGCAAUUGGAAGUCUGGGUUGAUCGUCGCCCUACUCUCAAUCGGUACCUUGAUGGGUGCUUUAAUCGCCGCUCCUAUCGCCGACAAAUUCGGCCGCAAAUACUCUAUCGUCUUCUGGAAUAUCAUCUUCUGCAUCGGAGUCAUUGUUCAGAUUACUACAACGAAAACAUGGUAUCAAAUCUCCCUAGGUCGUUGGGUCGCUGGUCUUGGUGUAGGAGGACUGUCGGUCCUUACGCCAAUGUACCAGUCCGAGACUGCACCACGCUACGUAAGAGGUGCGCUCGUAUCGUGUUACCAGCUCUUUAUCACCCUCGGAAUCUUUACCGCUUACUGCAUCAAUUUCGGUACCGAAGAUGAUGGCAGUUCAGCUUCAUGGAAGAUUCCAAUGGGUGUUGGCUUUAUCUGGUCAGCACUCAUGAUGGUCGGGAUUCUCUUUAUGCAGGAAUCUCCACGAUGGGAAUACCGCAAGGGCAAAGUUGACGAAGCGAUACACACUAUCGCCCUUACGUACGGUGUUUCUCAGGACCACCCAGAGGUUCAGCGCGAAGUCCAGGAAAUCCAGAAGAAAUUAGAGGCGGAGCAAGCGGGAGGCGGCCACCACCCCUGGUACGAGAUCUUUACAGGACCGCGCAUGUUGUAUCGUGUAUUACUUGGUAUCAGUCUGCAAGCCCUCCAGCAGCUCACAGGUGCCAAUUAUUAUUUCUACUAUGGAACCACGAUCUUCCGGUCUGUUGGUAUUUCAAAUUCGUUCGUCACCUCCAUGAUCCUAGGAGGUGUCAACUUUGGCAUGACUUUCCCCGGUCUGUAUAUUGUUGAGAAGUUUGGACGGAGGCCUGCACUAAUCACUGGUGCCUUGUGGAUGUUCAUGUGUUUCCUGGUCUUUGCUUCACUGGGCCACUUCGCUCUGGAAAAUGACGACGGCACUUCGAACCAGGGUGUUGGGUAUGCUAUGAUCACCUUUGCGUGUCUCUUCAUCGCAGGCUAUGCCAUGACAUGGGGACCAAUUGUCUGGGCUGUCGUUGGAGAAAUCUACCCCAGCCGAUACCGUGCGAAGGCCAUGGCUCUAGCCACAGCCAGCAACUGGACCUGGAACUUCCUCAUCUCCUUCUUCACACCCUAUAUCACGGCUGCCAUCGAUUAUCAAUAUGGAUACGUCUUCGCGGCCUGCUGUUUCCUCGGCGCUAUAGUAGUCUACUUCUUCGUCUGCGAAUCUCAUGGCCGCACCCUCGAAGAAAUUGACACUAUGUACAUCCUCCACGUUACACCAUGGAAGAGCAAGCACUGGACUCCCACUCCUGGCGAGGAGUUGCCCAAUCUAGACAACACAUUUUUGACGCCUGGAGGAAGAGGCAUUAAGAAGGGCAACGAAGCGAGAGCGCCCGAACAGCUGCGAAGGGAGAGUGUGCCUGUCACUGAUGCCGAUAUGCAGGCAAGUGGUGCGAGGCAAGACGAGUAG
Molecule: messenger RNA, 1728 nt
Organism: Alternaria alternata
Lineage: Eukaryota; Fungi; Ascomycota; Dothideomycetes; Pleosporales; Pleosporaceae
Product: general substrate transporter
Exons: 5
Coding region: 1-1728 (575 amino acids)
Biological process (GO): carbohydrate transport; transmembrane transport
Cellular component (GO): plasma membrane
Molecular function (GO): carbohydrate:proton symporter activity
Source: RefSeq, a predicted model, not a curated record